This is a messenger RNA of Xyrauchen texanus (razorback sucker), 2240 nucleotides long. Its product is annotated as protein FAM72A-like. The transcript has 5 exons. The record is from RefSeq and is a predicted model, not a curated record. Bases 199 to 642 code for a protein of 147 amino acids. Lineage: Eukaryota; Metazoa; Chordata; Actinopteri; Cypriniformes; Catostomidae. Gene Ontology annotation, cellular component: cytosol.
UUCAGGAAGUGCGUAUCCGCUUCGACGCGGACGUAAACAAACAUCGUUUAGCAAGCUAAAGCCUUGUUUUAACGGCGGAAAUAUUGUACCGCCGUACAAUGUGUUUUUCUGCCGCCUAGAUCUCGAACGAUUUGAUAUCCAAAAACAGGAACCGGCGUUUUGUGAGGAGCUUUACUGAAGUGAUCACAACUUGCUACCAUGUCAACUUCAAAUUUCAAGAAUAAGUGUGUGACCCAAGUCAACUGUAUAUACUGUGAUAGUCUGCUGUGUAUGAGAGGAAUGAAAGCUGUUCUGUUAGCCGAUACGGAAAUUGAGUUGUUCUCAACCGACAUACCCCCAAACAGGACAGUUGACUUCGUGGCAAGCUGUUAUUCCACUGAGAGCUGCAAAUGCAAAUUAAGAGACAUUGCCUGUUUGAAAUGUGGAAAUGUUGUGGGAUAUCACGUGGUUGCCCCAUGCAAGCCAUGCUUGCUCUCCUGCAACAAUGGUCACUUCUGGAUGUUCAACAGUGAGGCUGUGUCCACCAUCAAUAGACUGGAUGCAACAGGGCAGAACCUGCUGCUAUGGGGAGAUCUACCAGAGCUGGAGGACAGUGAUGAUGACAGCAUGGAUAGUUUCUCAGAAGAAGAGUACCUCAGAUAGAACAACAAACGGCCAAAGGAAGUAGACUCUGACAGUGGUGAACUAGCUGGCUUUCAUGAGCACCGAUCUCCAUUUAAAGCACAUUGUCCAGGCUUAGCUGACUGGGAAAAGAAAAAAUGAAAAGAAAAAAAUAUUUAUAAUCAUUUGCAAUUUUCCACUCGAAAUUCUUAAUGUUUGCUAUUGUUUCAGCAUCCUCUCAAAUUAGUUUGUGCGUCAGAGUGCCACUACCAAAGAAGUAAACAAGUUUCUGUUUUUCUUUGCUUUAAGGUUGCAGUAGCACAAAAUUUGAUGGACUCUUAACAUAUGUUAUGUUAUCCUAUGAUGUCCGUUUAUAACCUUUACAAACUGUAGGAUGUUCAUGACAAUUAGCAGCAGCAUCAACUUGAAUCAAGGUGUGUUAAUCCAGGGGUGCUCUGGUACAAAUGUGUUUUCAAGGCAACCAAGUGCUACCAAGUAGAUAGAUAGAUAUAGAUUUGCUGACAUUUACCAUGUUUUAAUGGUUUACAAGUAUAUUUGUCUAUUUUGAUUGAAUAUUACUAAAUAUACUCUCAAGCUGGAUAUCAAUCUGCAUAAUGUUGAACUGAUACAUCAAAGUAAUUUUAUUCUAAAUGAGGGCUGUCUAUGCAUAGCCUUAUCUUUAAUUUCAUGAAAUUGUUUGGGCUUCUUUUCAUGUCUUUGACAUUUGAAGUGAUUGAUGAUCAGAUGGCAGCUUUAAGGUAGAGUAGUUAGGUCUCCGCUGAAUAAUAUUUGACAUUACAACAAUGUUGAUUGAAACUUUCUUGAUUAUAUACUAUGGUACUUUGUUUAGCUCUUUUUUAAUUAAUGCUGUUUAAAGAGAUGUCUUCAUUCAAAAGUUAAUUUGAAAGCCUUUGUGUUCCAAUUAUGUUUAACUGUUUGUCACACAGGCAAUCAUGAGAAGAAACAACAGAAAAAUAUUCUGCACAUAAUUAAAUCAUUUCUGCAUGAAACUGUGACAUACUGGACAAAAGAUAUUUAGGCUUCCUGAUUUGAAUCUUUUCCGGAUUUAAUUUCUUUACAUAGACAUAUAGUCAUUCAGUAGCAGUUUUUCCCUCAACCCUGUUUACCAUUUCACUGUAAGUAUUUUCCAGUUUAUCUGAAAUGUGUAUAUAUAUACCAUAAUGUCUCAAGGGCAUGAUGUCCCACUGUAAAUGUUUUACUACAACAAUUUCUGUGUUGUAUUGGAUGUUUUGCAUUUUCAGUAAAAAAAAAAAAAAAAAACAGUUGCAAAAGAACAAGCAGCCACUAUUGUGAUCUUUCAGGUGUAGCAUAUUUAGUGGUUGGCUCCUUUAUGCCUUGAAGCAAUCUUUAUUAUGCAUUUAUGACCAAAAUUAAAUGGUGAAAAAAUUUGUUUUGCAUUUCAACUUCUAUACAGAGGAUUUAUUUGUUUUAAGUUAUGUUUUGAAUGUAUUUAACAAACAGGAUACUGUAUUUAUAUUGACAUGAUUUGAUUUCAUUUGCGCCAUGUGAGAUUGAGAAAAAAAGUUUGUAUACGUUUGAUCUGCACUGACAAUAUUUUGUUGGUUUGAACUUCGGGUUGUUUUGUAUGCUGAAUGUCUUGAUAUUAAAUUUCUAUUGUG